AAGUACUUUUGUGACUCUGGUCUCGUAGAAGAUCCCUCUCCCCCUUCCCACUCUCUGUUCUAAACCAUCUUUUGAUCAACUUUGUAGAGAGAGAAUCGAAAGCUCUAGAGAGAGAGUGUGCGUGUGCCUGUGAAUCCAGAAGAAACAGGUGCUUGUCCACCAUGUCUCUGGGCUAUGCAGAGAAGCUCUCUUUCAUUGAAGAUGUGGGCAACGUUGGAAUGACAGAGUUAUUCGACCCAUCUCAUGUUUUGCAAGAGAAAAUUGAACGACUUGCGAAGAUUAUACAGAAGAGUAAGCAUCUAGUGGUGUUUACAGGUGCAGGAAUAUCAACUUCAUGUGGUAUACCUGAUUUCCGAGGUCCCAAGGGAAUUUGGACGUUGCAGCGUGAGGGGAAGCCUUUACCUGAAGCUUCAUUACCGUUUCAUCUUGCAAUGCCAGGCAUGACUCACAUGGCUUUGGUUGAAUUAGAGAAAGCUGGCAUUAUAAAGUUUGUCAUUAGUCAGAAUGUUGAUGGUCUUCAUCUUCGGUCUGGAAUACCAAGGGAGAAGCUUGCUGAACUGCAUGGGAACUCUUUUUUGGAAAUUUGCCCCUCAUGCGAUGUCGAGUAUUUGCGGGACUUUGAGGUUGAAACUAUUGGCUUAAAAGAGACCUCGCGGCGUUGCUUUGACACAAAAUGUGGAGCAAAACUAAAGGAUACAGUUCUUGACUGGGAGGAUGCGUUGCCAUCAAAGGAGAUGAAUCCAGCUGAAAAGCACUGCAAGAUGGCUGAUGUUGUAUUAUGUUUGGGGACAAGUUUGCAGAUAACUCCUGCAUGCAACCUUCCACUGAAGUGCCUUCAUGGCGGCGGGAAGAUUGUAAUUGUGAAUCUUCAGAAAACCCCAAAGGACAAGAGGGCUAGUUUGGUGAUCCAUGGCUUCGUGGAUAAGGUCAUUGCAGGAGUCAUAGAUUUGCUUAAUUUGCGGAUUCCUCCAUAUGUCAGGAUUGACCUUUUUCAGAUCAUCAUAACUCAGUCCUUGAGCGCGGAUGAAAGACAUGUGAACUGGACCCUCCGCGUAGCAAGUAUACAUGGGCUCAAAGCUCAAUUGCCAUUCAUCAAAUCUGUUGAGGUUUCCUUCUCGGAUACACAAAAGUAUAAACCAGCCAGUCUGCUUGAGCAGCCAUUUUUGCUGAAAAGGAGGACUUCGCCAAAUGAAGAGUUUGAAAUUGUGUUGCAACUAAACUUCAGUGAUGGUUGUGGCUGCUUGCACACCCUAGUUAAUAUCCCAUUUGAUUUUAAGGUUUCAACAGGCUCUUAUAGCCUCGACAAGGAUGCUAUAUUUAAAGAGCUGAGAAACGCUGCGAUUCAGAAUCGAUGUUGUGGACAGAAUGAACUUAUUGAAAGAAAAGCCAUUCCAGACUCAAACACUCAGGUCAUGGACUAUGCCGCUGUAACCAACCUCAAAACAUUCGAUUCCGAUUCUAUUAGUAAUGCUGAUGUGAAGAAGCAAACUGAUACUUUGAAUGGCACCAAAAUUUCUCGGAAGCGGUCGGAAGGGCGUAAACGGAAGUCGAGAUAUUAGAAGUGACUGGAUUUUUGUAGUUCCAGUUCCUGUAUAGAUAGAAACAUAGAGACUGAGUGGAUUUUGGGUAGAUGCUUACACUCAGUCUGUCUCCCCAACUAUGGAUAGCAAAAUCUGAUUAGACUUGGCUUGGCAACACGGGCUGUAACCUUGUUGUUGCAAGUCCAUAGACUAGACGAGGGUCACAUAUGUGUUCCACAGUGAGGUUUUUCAGAAGCUUUUUGUAUUAACAUUGCAAAAGUAGUUAAUUGCUUAUAAUUUGAUGGAGUUAUGGGUUUGGGAAUGAAA
Molecule: messenger RNA, 1847 nt
Organism: Tripterygium wilfordii
Lineage: Eukaryota; Viridiplantae; Streptophyta; Magnoliopsida; Celastrales; Celastraceae
Product: NAD-dependent protein deacetylase SRT1
Exons: 14
Coding region: 162-1559 (465 amino acids)
Molecular function (GO): NAD+ binding
Source: RefSeq, a predicted model, not a curated record